UGGGUCAUUUGAAGGUUAGCAGUCUCGGAUGGGUUCAUAGAAAGUUCACUCGCAUAUAUUAGGCAAUUCAAUCUUUCAUUCUCUGUGAGCAAACUAGUAUGAAAUGAGCUGCAUGGAGGCAGGAUAACCCAUUCGUCAUCCGAACGGGGAGAUAUGGUUUAAAAACGCGAUCUGUAAUAUUUAUAAGAACAUAUUUUCAAUAGGGCGGGCUCGAGCGAGGAGCUUGUUAAGCGCACUGGACCGGGCUGUGCAAAAAAUAAAGUAUAUACACGUUGGAACGUUACGGAGGUGACUGACUGUCCGACACACGUUGGAACGUUACGGAGGUGACUGACUGGCUGAACACACGUUGGAACGUUACGGAGGUGACUGACUGGCUGAACACACGUUGGAACGUUACGGAGGUGACUGACUGGCUGAACACACGUUGGAACGUUACGGAGGUGACUGACUGUCCGACACACGUUGGAACGUUACGGAGGUGACUGACUGUCUGACACCUUUUCGUCUCAACAACCGGACACCAGAGGAAAAUGGCAAAUCAUCAUUUGGGUCAAUUACAAGCUUUUAGCGGUGUUGUCUGUCAUAAUUCAUGACAUAGUCUGGGAAGAAGACCAAUAUUUUACGUGCCAUAAAGGGGCGGACUUUGAUGGAGUUGUGUGCAUUUAUGUUCGCGAUUAUUAUCCACACAUAAAUUAAAUUUAAAGGGAUACAAUAACAGGCAGACUUUUGCGACUAAGGGAAAUCAUGUUUGAUUGUAUGGAUUUGCUUGCGGUGAGCCCGGGACAAAUGCUGGAUUUCUACACUUCGAGUCCCUCUUCGUGCAUGCUACAAGAGAAGGCACUGAAAGCGUGCUUCGGCGGGCUCGCUCAGAGAGACUGGCAACACCGCCGGAGCGCACAUUCCAUCGAGACCCAGAGCACCAGUUCUGAGGAGCUGGUCCCAAGUCCUCCGUCCCCCCUGGCCCCGCCCCGCGUCUACAAGCCCUGCUUCGUGUGCCAGGACAAGUCCUCGGGGUACCACUAUGGUGUCAGCGCCUGCGAGGGCUGCAAGGGUUUUUUCCGUAGAUCCAUCCAGAAGAACAUGGUGUACACGUGUCACCGGGACAAGAACUGCAUCAUCAACAAGGUGACCAGGAACCGCUGUCAGUACUGCCGGCUCCAGAAGUGCUUUGGCGUGGGCAUGUCCAAAGAGUCUGUCCGGAACGACCGCAAUAAGAAGAAGAAGGAGAGUCCCAAGCCAGAGCUGACCGAAAACUAUGAGCUGAGUGCAGAACAAGAGGCCAUCAUAGAGAAGAUACGCAAGGCUCAUCAGGAGACCUUCCCAUCGCUCUGCCAGCUGGGGAAAUACACCACGAAGUCGAGUGCGGAACAACGCGUGAGGCUGGACCUGGGGCUGUGGGAUAAGUUCAGUGAGCUGGCUACUAAGUGCAUUAUAAAGAUUGUGGAGUUUGCCAAACGAGUGCCUGGCUUCACAGGACUCACCAUAGCUGACCAGAUCACGCUGCUUAAAGCUGCCUGCCUUGACAUACUGAUUCUACGUAUCUGUACGAGGUACACUCCGGACCAGGACACCAUGACGUUCUCAGACGGACUGACCCUUAACCGGACCCAGAUGCACAACGCAGGCUUCGGCCCGCUCACCGACCUGGUGUUCACCUUCGCCCACCAGCUGCUGCCCAUGGAGAUGGACGACACAGAGACAGGCCUGCUCAGCGCCAUCUGCCUCAUCUCUGGAGACCGGCAGGACCUGGAGGAGCCCUCUAAGGUAGACCAGCUCCAGGAGCCUCUACUGGAAGCUCUGAAGAUCUACGUGAGGAAGAGGAGGCCCAGCAAGCCACACAUGUUCCCCAAGACCCUGAUGAAGAUCACUGACCUCCGCAGCAUCAGCGCCAAAGGUGCAGAGCGGGUCAUCUCGCUGAAGAUGGAGAUCCCUGGGUCCAUGCCUCCUCUGAUCCAGGAGAUGCUGGAGAACUCAGAGGGCCAAGACGGCCAGAGCAGCACCGAGGGCGAGGACGGAAGCAGCCCCAAGAAGGGAAUCCCUAAUGGGGGUAAACCCUGCCCUGUGUCCCCUGACCCUGACCCAGAUGCUUCAGACAGCGACGGGCCCACAGCGGCCCCCAAGGAGGAGGAGGAAGAGGACCCCUAGGUCCCCGUUGGAACUCAGGGGCCUCUCAGACUGACACUCUCUCUCUCGCUGACAUUCCUUUGCAAAAAAAAAACACACAAAAAAUGAAAAUAGGUAAACCGCACGGUGUACCAGGCAUAGUGGACCCCCCUCCUUCUCUCCUCUCCUCAGGCCGUUGGUCCCUUAAUGAACCACCACCACCUUUGCUUGUUCUUAUGUUAUCCUUUACGUUUGUUUUUUCCUUCUCUCUAUUUAUGACUUUAUUUUCCCUUAAAAAAAUGACAACACUAAAACCUAAAAGGACCAGUGGUUGGUUUGUGUAUAAUUCUACAUUUAUUGAGCUCUUAUUUUGGCCUUGUGUCUUGGGGACUAGGGUGUGAUUGGUCGAGUUGGGUUUGACCUCGCCCGGCCACGCCCACUUACUUGUUGUACACAAAGGUCAUAGGUCAUCCUCCUCAGGUCUCCUGUAUAAAUUCAUCCCUGCAUGAUGGACUCGACAAGUUUAAUAAGUAGUUUUAAUCUCUCCCUCUCUGUCUCUCUGUCUCUCUCUCUCACUCUCUCUCUCUCUCUCUCUCUCUCUCGGUCUCUGUCUCCCUCUCUGUCUCUCUUUGUCUCUCUCCCUCUACUGUCUCUCUCUCUGUCUCUCUCUCUCUCUCUCUCUCUCGCUCUCUGUCUCUGUCUCUCCCUGUCUCUCUCCCUCUAUCUCUCUCUGUCUCUCUGUCUCUCUCUCUCUCUCUCUGUCUCUCUCUGUCUCUCUCCCUCCCUCUAUCUCUCUCUGUCUCUCUGUCUCUCUCUGUCUCUCUCUCUGUCUCUCUCCCUCUAUCUCUCUCUGUCUCUCUCUCUCUGUCUCUCUCCCUCUACUGUCUUUCUCCCUCUCUCUCUCUGUCUCUCACUCUGUCUCAUAUUAUUGGAAUACAUUGUAUAUACCAUUGUUAGAAAUCUGUCUGUUUCUAUGAUGAAUUUUGUGGUGCUUUUUCCAUUGUCUUAAAUAUUAUUGUUUGAUGCGAAACAGUACAUACAUGACAAAGUUCAAAGGGGGCUAAAAUGUAAAAGUCCUUUACAAAAACAUUCAUAUAGACUGUUCUUGCAUAUAGACAGUAUGGAAGACUAAUACUUUAUAUUUGUUCCUCUAUUUAAAGCUGUUUUUUGUUUUGUCUUUUAUAACUCAUUAUGUUGACGUCUCCAUCAGUUUACAUUACAUCACCAUAAAGCCAGAGUGCUAGAGGCUUGUCUCCCCUGUCAGUGGCUGCAUCUCUUCAGCCGCUUUCUCAGACUGUCGAGGCCAUAGAUAUACAAUGACUAGAUUGAAUCUAGAUAAACUAUUACCAGAUUGGAUCUGUCUAUCAUAGAUAACAGACUGUAAUUUAAUGUACAGGCUUCUGAGGUUAAAAGGAUUCUGAGAUUUUAUCAUUAAAUGACAUUCCCAGAGAGAAACCAAGCAGUCUUUACAAGCGACAUCUCUGGGGAAGGAUAAGGGUUAAGCGACUCUCUUUGACAAAGACUUUCCUUAACCCAAGCUUGUGCCACUGAGAAAUGUAGAUUUUUUUAUUUUUAUGAAUUUGGUUAUACAUUUGAAGUUUCCUUGCAAUUCUCUUGAACAUUCUCCACAAUCUGUGCAGUGAAAUGCAUUGUUAUUACAGUGUUAAAAUGUAAAUGACUUCUCUUCUCUGAUUCAAUCUAGUAAUUGUGCAUUAAUGGCUGUCAGCAACUACAAGCGUCUGCGCAACACAAAAUGCACAUUGCGUUCUGGGCCAGGAUUACAAAGGAGUCCUGUAGGCCCAGAAUCACUACCUGCCCCUUCUUACAUACUUGCAUUCAUAAGUGUCUUGUUUUGGAAGGAAACCACGGGGACAUUGCAAUCGUUAAAAUACAUAUUCAUGACCUAACCGCUCGGCCGGGAAGAUUGUACACUAGACUCUAACUGUUCAUUCUUAGUUCUAGUCCUACAGAGUGACUGACCGUUGCCUUGCUCCUCCACAAGUCCUGUGCAUAACUACAGUGAUGCAAAGGAGAUUCUUUACAUGACCCUUAACCCCUGAGACGUGCAGUAAUUAUAGAUAGACAAGCUCGGGUAGCGUUCAUUUGGGUUGCAACAUCACAGAAUGUUUGGAUAUAAAUAUAUUAUGUAAACAUGCACUUCUCUAUCAUGUAGAAUAGGGAAUCAUGUCAGCUCUAAAACAAAAAUAUAUUUUCCUGAACGUUGCAUCUCCUGAACCCAACCCUGCUUUGUGUUUUGGACGGCAGAUCCACUUGACAGCACUUUUUCUCAGGGAUGAGGAAUGAUGUCCCAUAUCGGCCACCGCCACAACAGCCUUUCUGAUCUUCUAAAUAUAUUCUUAGUAAAGCUGGUUUUCUUUAGAGCCUAAGGGCUAGAUUUAGUCCAUAGCACUGAAGAUCUGCGGUAUACCGCAAUUAAAAUGUAAAGGCAAUGUUCCCAUCUUUCGCGGAGACUGCAUUCACAGUAUACACUGCAUAUGUCUGCUCAAUCGGAAAUUACACUGUUCUUCAGCUCUACGGAUUGGAUCUAACUCUAAAUCACAGAAACAAAUUUGGACACUAUUUAUAAAGUUAAUACCCUAGAAUCCACACUGAAUAUUGCUCUGUUCGUUUCACUGUUGUGAAGUGAAACAGAGUGAUAUUCAGUGGAAGCCAGGCUAUAGACAAUAUAAUUUAUUCAGAUGUUGACCAGUUACUCAACUAGCACGAAGGCAAUACUUCUCAUAGUACUUAUUUAAAACUUGAACGUGAAUUAUAUGUAGCCGACAUAAUGUUAAGGGUGAUAGUAAUAAACAGUUUUCUUUAUCAUUCUUAAGGGUAAUAAUAAUUUGGCAUAAACUGUUAUGGGUGAUUAUUGAGUCACUCAUCUCAGAGGUAUAAAGAGUUUUUUUUAUUCUGAAUAGAGGCAAACAUUUUACCACAAGGGAACAGAGGACCACUGUAGUUAGUCAGCUAGAAGGUUGGGGUCAAUUCUUGUUGGAUUAUUUCAGUUUGCUUCCUGAAUAGACUCAAUUGAUAUGGAAUUGACCCCAACCCUGGCUAGAACCUUUCAGAACCAUCUCACACACAACCAUCUCCUCUCCUCCAUAUCAACACCACAUGUAAUACAUACAUAAAACAAAACUGUCUCCGUUGUUUCAUGUUUGAAUGUGAAUACGCCAUCCAGGCUUUACAUAGGAAUGAUAUGCAGUGUUAAAGGAAUAUUUACUUUAAAGCAGCGUUUUGUCAAAUUCAUUUCAUCUCAUUGUAUGUAUGACAAAAAAUGAAAUGCUCUCUUUCCCUCUAAGGGAGAGAGGGAUGUAGUAGGGUAAAACAAUCCUGGUGGCUCAUCACAAGAGCAGUGUGGGUGAAUCUCAAUAGUCUUCCCUACAUUCCUCUCCCUUGAUGCCGCGCCUCCUUCUCAAAACACAUUGGAGGAAAGGGUGCAGAACCUCAGACCUUCUACAAUGUGUGUUGUUGAGGUGAGGAAUCGAGGAUGUGAUGAAUCACGGAAAGACUUCUGACAUUUACCCUGAGUGUCUUUGAAGUUGGAAAACUUAUUUCACAGCUGAAGAAUGUCUACAUCCAUCUCCCUAGUGACCUGAGCGCCACCUACAGGCACCAGGUGACACGGCAGGGAACUCAAUCCAUUUCCACAAUGCUGAAUUUACAUUGGUUUCUGUUGAAUGUUGUACCGAUGUAACUGUUAAUAUUUACUACUAUCUCACUGCAGCCUUGUUCAUGUAUUAGAUGGUGUGUGUGGUGUGCUUUAUGUCUCAACUAAUGGCAGCUUUAGGCUAUCUGACCUCUCAGAGCUUCAUCUCAUAGCCAGCCCCUCUUGGGUAGCAGCUGCUCACCCCCACAUCAUUUAGGACCAAAUGGUCUCAGUACCUGAGCAUGGAUUCACAAUAGGGUUGCAAAAUUCCAGAAACCUUCCCCAAAUUCCUUUUUUUGGUGGGCGAGGGGAGGAUCAUGGUCAGAGGAUUUUCGUAAUCAAGAGGGAAUAAGCUAAAGGAAUUUCCAACGUGGAAUUCUUCAAUUUGUGAAAAGUUUCCAUAAUUUCAAAACCCUAGUUACCCCGAUGUCAAUCGCUGAUCAAACAACAGAGCUGCUUUCCCCUCUUCAGUUGGAAUGCCAAGCAGCUGUCACUAAAUCAAUCAACUGACAGAAAUGUGUUUAAGUCAAUAAACGGAAUAAGAUCAAUACAUGUACCGAAAGGGGGCAACGUACUGAACAUUGCAGAUAGAAAUAGACUGAAUAGAUCUGGCACAACGAGUCCAUACUCUACAAGUCAGUGGUGUCUGUUCUAUGCAACGUAUUUCUAUAUGCAUGUUCCACCGCUGUGCCCUACAUUAUCCAACUAUCCAGUAGAAGCAUGACUGUGAACCUCAAAAAAAUGUAUCUUCGAAAGCAACUUUGUUGUUAUGCCUGGUGGGAAGAGAAAGCAGGACGUCCUCAUAGGGAGCUUUACAGUGAGCUCCUAUCUUCGUUUUCAAUAUUGUCUGUUUGUAUAUUAACAAUGCUUUAUAUGUUCAUAUACUGUUUAACUUUACCAUGAAAUGCCCUGGCAAAGUAAUAAAAAUAUAUUUAUUUUAAAAUACAUAACGUGUGAACGUGUUAUAACCCGAAUAUUUAGAUUUACUGUAACCUCGAAGCCUUGAAUAGUGUGUGUGUGUGUGUGUGUGUGUGUGUGUGUGUGUGUGUGUG
Messenger RNA from Oncorhynchus keta (chum salmon), 6810 nucleotides. RefSeq names its product retinoic acid receptor beta-like. Gene Ontology annotation, molecular function: nuclear receptor activity; zinc ion binding; nuclear glucocorticoid receptor binding. The coding region runs from base 748 to 2148 and encodes 466 amino acids. Gene Ontology annotation, cellular component: transcription regulator complex; nucleus. Gene Ontology annotation, biological process: retinoic acid receptor signaling pathway; regulation of transcription by RNA polymerase II; cellular response to corticotropin-releasing hormone stimulus. The record is from RefSeq and is a predicted model, not a curated record. NCBI's taxonomy places the organism in Eukaryota, Metazoa, Chordata, Actinopteri, Salmoniformes, Salmonidae. The transcript has 8 exons.